AAAAACCAGUGAAAUUCAACAAUGGCGACAACACCACCACCCCCACCACCGUCUUCCACCAUCACCCCACCACCGGCGUCAUUGUACGUCGGUGACUUGCACCCCCUGAUCGACGAUCUGCAACUCAGCACCGUUUUCUCCGAGUACAAGACCCUUUCAUCCGUGCGCGUUUGUCGCGACUCAUCCACCGGCCGAUCUCUUUCUUAUGGAUAUGUCAACUUUCUUUCUCCUCAAGACGCUAUCCACGCUAUUGAGUCGAAAAACAACACCUUGUUCUAUGGAAAAAUGAUAAGGGUAACAUGGUCUCAUCGCGACCCUCAUGCACGAAAAAGUGGCAUCGGAAAUGUGUUUGUAAAGAAUUUGAAUGAGUCAAUCGACAAUGUCCUACUCCAAGAUCUGUUUAAACCCUUUGGUAAUAUUUUGUCUUGUAAAGUGGUCACACAUGAAGACGGCAAGAGCAAAGGGUAUGGUUUUGUUCAGUUUGAAUCUGAACAAUGUGCAAAUGCUGCUAUUGAGAAACUUAACGGGACUGACGUUGGAGGCAAACAGAUAUAUGUAGGGAAGUUCAUGAAGAAGAGUGACCGAGUGUUACCUGGUCUUGAUAUCAAGUUCACAAAUCUGUACAUCAAGAAUCUCGAAUCCGAUAUGACAGAAGAAGUUCUCGAGAAAAGUUUCGCUAAAUUUGGAAAAAUUGUAAGCUUAGUUAUAGCAAAAGAUGAAAAUCGCAUUUCAAGGGGAUUUGGCUUCGUGAAUUUUGAAAGCCCCGAUGAUGCACGUAAGGCAGUAGAAGAUAUGAAUGGGUUCAGCCUUGGCUCGCAGGUUUUGUAUGUUGCUAGGGCUCAGAAAAAAGCCGAGAGAGAGCAAAUCUUACGUCGUCGAUUUGAGGACAUUAGGAAAGAACAGAUUAUGAAACAUCAGGGUUCGAAUGUCUAUGUGAAGAAUAUCGAUGAUGACGUCACUGAGAAUGAGUUGAAGGAACACUUUAGUCAGUGUGGCACAAUCACAUCUACUAAGUUGAUGUGUGAUGACAAAGGACUAAGCAAGGGCUUUGGAUUUGUAUGCUUCUCUACACCGGAGGAAGCAAACAAGGCUGUGAACACCUUACAUGGAUACAUGUUCCAUCGAAAGCCGUUGUAUGUCGCCAUUGCGCAAAGGAAAGAAGAUAGACAAGCACAAUUACAGACCUACUAUGCAAAUUGUAUGGCCGGAUUUGCAGGCCCGUCUUCUGUUAUCCCUGGAGUGUAUCCGUCUUUUUACUACACUACCCCUUCUGGUGCUAUGUCGCAAGUACCUCGGUUGAUGUAUCAACCUAUGGCCAUGAGGCCUGCUUGGAGGGCUAAUGGUUAUGCGCCUCCAACAAGGCCCGCUUUUCAGCCAUCAGUGCCCCCCUUUAUGUCGAAUGCCCCAAGACCGUAUAGACAAAAUAGAGGAAGGAUGAGUGGACAUGUGCAACCGGCGCAAGGUGGUCAUGCUGUUCCAUAUGUGUCACAUGUGCAACCACUUACUCAAACAUCAAAGGAAUGGUCUAGCAACCAGCAGUGGACAGGAGAUGCCAAGUAUGUGCCAAGUGGCCGUGGUCGUAAUGCAGUUAACAAAGGAAUGGCUACUUCUAACACUGGUGGAUCUGCGGGGGAGAGAUCCGAAGCGUUGAGUAGCAGUAUGCUUUCUGCUGCUACCCCAGAGACUCAGAAGCAGAUCCUAGGGGAACGUCUCUUUCCGCUUGUAAGCCAACACAAGCCCGAUCUCGCUGCAAAGAUCACCGGAAUGUUGUUGGAGAUGGACAACACAGAACUGGUUUUGCUCUUGGAAUCACCAGAAGCUUUGGCUAAAAAGGUCGAGGAAGCGGUGCAGGUACUAGUGAAGGUCUCCAAGACCAAAGUGUCGACCGGUCAAGAGUCUUCGCAUCCCGCUGGUAUCUUAUCUGCUGGUGUGGCAGUCAGCUGAGAGAGAAAAUAGAGAGUCAGGAAGGAGGCUAGAACUCACAAUUAGCAAGUUAUUUUGGUAGUAACCCUUUACUUAAAACUUAUCUAUGAUUAGCUUUUCUAAACUUAAAACACCUUUUGUCCUUUGUUUGGGGCUUGACUUGCUGCUAUCAACUUUGGCACUACAGUUUAUGUAGUUACAGAAUUUAGAUGUAA
Messenger RNA from Helianthus annuus (common sunflower), 2138 nucleotides. Its product is annotated as polyadenylate-binding protein 7. The record is from RefSeq and is a predicted model, not a curated record. The coding region runs from base 22 to 1944 and encodes 640 amino acids. Gene Ontology annotation, cellular component: cytosol; cytoplasmic stress granule; ribonucleoprotein complex. Lineage: Eukaryota; Viridiplantae; Streptophyta; Magnoliopsida; Asterales; Asteraceae. Gene Ontology annotation, molecular function: mRNA 3'-UTR binding; poly(A) binding; poly(U) RNA binding. The transcript is spliced from 10 exons.